AUGUACAUCGUAUUGUUUUUGUUGUUGGUACGUUUUUUACAUCUUUACAUCAUAGGACUUUAUCCUACCCUCGCCCUACUCUACUCUCGUCUUAUCCUACCCUAUUCUCGCCCUACCUUUUCCUAAUCUACCUCAUUGUACUCUACCCUAUUCUACCCUACCCUACCCUACCCUACCCUUCCUUGCCAUACCUUAACAUACCAUACCAUGCCUUACCCUUUUGCCUUUUCCAUUUAACUUUGUGUAAUAGAUCUGCACGGCCUCGGUACAAUCAUGGAACUGGCAAACGGACACGUGGUACGCACUCAGUUACCCACUAACCGUAAACCAAACCCUGACGAUUGGUGUGCAUCCGCACGGUAAAACUGAUUUUGGAAUCGACUAUGAGGGUGAGGACGGAGUCGUCAUGUUCCAUAUGCACUGUUACUACGACGUCAAUGAAGACUUCCACGAUGUGGUGCUGGCGGACCGUGGCAUACAGAAAAUGAACGUUAGUAGCAUCUAUCGUACUGUUUAUGUAAAGGAUCUGUAUCCGAACGAGGAGAAUGUGUUUUCGAUAAAGUACGAGAAGGCGAACCAAAUCCAUGCCAGUAUCAAUGGUUAUCAGUUUACCUGGUUUGUGAAUCUUCUUCCGGGCAAAGAUAUCAUUGGAUUCAAUACUGUUAUGAGUCCUAAUAUCACUUUUCUUCACCAUGAUUCUUAG
Molecule: messenger RNA, 703 nt
Organism: Bursaphelenchus okinawaensis
Lineage: Eukaryota; Metazoa; Nematoda; Chromadorea; Rhabditida; Aphelenchoididae
Source: the annotation of a GenBank genome assembly